Molecule: messenger RNA, 465 nt
Organism: Miscanthus lutarioriparius
Lineage: Eukaryota; Viridiplantae; Streptophyta; Magnoliopsida; Poales; Poaceae
Source: the annotation of a GenBank genome assembly
AUGGCGCCCAAGGCGGAGAAGAAGCCGGCGGCGAAGAAGCCGGUGGAGGAGGAGCCCUCGGAGAAAGCGGCUCCGGCGGAUAAGGCCCCCGCGGGGAAGAAGCCCAAGGCGGAGAAGCGGCUCCCGGCGGGCAAGUCCGCCGGCAAGGAGGGCGGCGAGAAGAAGGGGAGGAAGAAGGGGAAGAAGAGCGUGGAGACCUACAAGAUCUACAUCUUCAAGGUCCUGAAGCAGGUGCACCCCGACAUCGGCAUCUCCUCCAAGGCCAUGUCCAUCAUGAACUCCUUCAUCAACGACAUCUUCGAGAAGCUCGCCGCGGAGGCCGCCAAGCUCGCCCGCUACAACAAGAAGCCCACCAUCACCUCCCGCGAGAUCCAGACCUCGGUCCGCCUCGUCCUCCCCGGGGAGCUCGCCAAGCACGCCGUCUCGGAGGGUACCAAGGCCGUCACCAAGUUCACCUCCUCUUAG